This is a messenger RNA of Arabidopsis arenosa, 3164 nucleotides long. The record is from the annotation of a GenBank genome assembly. NCBI's taxonomy places the organism in Eukaryota, Viridiplantae, Streptophyta, Magnoliopsida, Brassicales, Brassicaceae.
CCUAACUUCUUCUCUGCAACUCUCUCUGUUCUACUCUCAAUUCAGUGAAGUAUAAUUUGAAAACCGAUGAUGAAAUGUUGAACCUUUUCAAUUUCAAUGGCGAUUUCAAGUGUGGGUUUCGCUUGUAGAUCCUAUUUCCCUGUUCGUACUCUCCAGUCUCACUGCUUAUGGAAGAUUCGGUUCAACACUGUUGCUGCUGCAAUUGAGACAAUAGAUGACUCAGAUGGUUUCUUCACCAAGGACAGUGAUAGUCAAGACAAGGUUGCUAAUGGGACACGGGAUCGUGAGUGGAAGCAACUGAAUUCAAAAGAUCUUGGCAUAAGCAGCUCAAUGAUUGCAAAAUCCACGAGAAAAGUGCUUAAUGGCCUUAAGAGCAAAGGACAUGAUGUUUACCUUGUGGGUGGCUGUGUUCGGGAUCUUAUUCUGAAGCGGACACCAAAAGACUUUGAUAUACUCACCUCUGCAGAACUUAGAGAGGUGGUUCGAACUUUCCCUAGAUGUGAAAUUGUUGGAAGAAGGUUUCCUAUAUGUCACGUACACAUUGGAGAUGAUUUAGUAGAGGUCUCAAGUUUUAGUACCUCUGCACAGAAUUAUCCGAGAAAUACGAGAACUGAAUCCAAAGAAUCGAGUGGCUCAGAUGGUGAUGAGGACUGUAUCCGUUUGAAUAACUGUUUGCAGCGUGAUUUCACAAUUAACGGGUUGAUGUUUGAUCCAUAUGCCAAAGUUGUAUAUGACUAUCUGGGAGGAAUGGAAGAUAUUAGAAAAGCUAAAGUUCGAGCAGUGAUUCACGCUGGCACAUCUUUUCAACAGGACUGUGCUCGGAUUCUUCGUGCAAUAAGAAUUGCUGCGCGUUUAGAUUUCAGAAUGUCCAAGGAAACAGCUCAUUUUAUUAAGAACCUUUCUUUACUAGUGCAAAGACUUGACAAGGGAAGGAUCUUGAUGGAAAUGAAUUAUAUGUUAGCUUAUGGAUCCGCAGAAGCCUCUUUGAGAUUGCUUUGGAAAUUUGGGAUACUAGAAAUUCUUCUACCAAUUCAGGCAGCAUAUCUUGCACGCAGUGGUUUCAGGAGACGUGACAAAAGGACUAACAUGCUUCUGACUCUCUUUGCUAAUUUGGAUAAAUUGUUAGCCCCUGAUAGACCUUGUCACAGCAGCUUAUGGAUAGCAAUCUUGGCAUUUCACAAAGCGCUUGCUGAUCAUCCUCGAAGUCCUUUAGUUGUAGCUGCGUUUAGCCUUGCUGUUCACAACUGUGGAGAUAUUCUAGAAGCUGUGAAAAUCACAAAGAAGAUCACUAGGCCACACGAUAAAAGCUUCUUCGAGCUAGUAGAGCCCGAGGAGAAUAUCGACUUCCAAACCCUGUUGGACGAGGUCAUGGAUCUUGAUGAAUCUAUCAAAGAUGCUUUAAACCAGAUGACUGAUGGGUAUUUUAUAUCGAAAGCUAUGACAGCUUACCCUCAAGCACCGUAUUCCGAUUUGGUAUUUAUACCGCUGCAAUUGUACCUUAGAGCAGGCAGAAUAUUCGAUAGUGUGAAAAAAGAAGAGACACAAAUGGGAUUUGAGGCCAAGCAAGGAAGCAAGAUCGAGAGGGCUGGGAGCCCAGUGUACGGUCGUCAAUGGAGCAGAUCAUCUAACGUUACGGAAUCGAGAUCGCCGUCCAUGUCUCCUGCUCACCGGAAUAAAAUCGGUGGUGUUGGUGGCUUAUCCACCGUUAAAAGGACUCAGAACGUAGCCACCAAAGCGGCGGCUCAACGGUUAGCGAAGGUUAUGGCUUUACAGAACAAAGACAACGAAGAAGACGAUGAUGAUGACGACGAUCACGAAUUCAAAUUCGCACCUCCUUCUUCUGGACCUAUCAACGGAUCCUUCUCUCGCCGCAAUCGAUCGCAGUCACCUGCGAUAGGUAGAAACAUCACUGAGCAAGUGACGUCAGUGCGUUCUUCGUCUACUGGAAGACCAUCAACGUUUAGUAGAUCCACAAUUCCGAAUGCGUCUCCUAUUCGGAUGCCGCCUAAGGCCUCUUUUCAACCUCCAGUGAUUAUUCCUCCAAUUGAUCAUUCAUUUAAGGAUAGAGAUCAAAGGUAUUUUGGUGAUGUACCAUUAGUAAAUUCGAGAGAUAAAGGGUAUCAGCGCGAAGCUUCAGCUCUUCGUGAUGAAGUGGAUAUGCUACAAGAGGAGAAUGAGAUUGUAUUGGAGAAGCUUCACCGUGCAGAAGAAAACCGCGAGGCAGCAGAAGCCAGGGCUCGAGAGCUGGAGAAACAGGUUGCUUCUCUUGGAGAAGGAGUGUCACUGGAGGCCAAAUUGUUAAGUAGGAAGGAAGCGGCAUUGCGCCAAAGAGAGGCUGCUCUUAAGGCUGCUAACGAGAAAAAAGAUGGCAAAAAGGAGGAAGUUGUUUCCCUUCGUUCACAACUUCAGAGCCUGAAGGAUGAGGCUGUAACAGCUGCGGAACGGCUUCAAGAAACAGAGGCAGAAGCAAAGGCUCUUCGUACAAUGACUCAAAGAAUGGUUUUAACACAUGACGAAAUGGAGGAAGUAGCCUUGAAGAGAUGCUGGCUUGCCCGGUAUUGGGGUUUGGCAGUACAGCAUGGUGGGAGUGAUCAGACCAAAACUGAUAGAUUUUUAAGUGAUCUAACUGGAGAAGGAAAUAUCGAACGUAUGCUUUCAGUUGAGAUGGGUUUGAGAGAGCUAGCAUCCUUAAAGGUUGAAGAUGCGGUUAUGCUUGCAUUCGCCCAGAAGAGAACACCCAGUUUAGUUCGUCAAGAUUCCAAAGGGCAUGGAGAACUCAGAUUUGUAGAGACAUAUGAGCUAAAAGAAGGGGAACAAGAAGAUGUUGCCUUUAAGCAGGCGUGGCUGAUGUACUUCUGGGGUAGAGCCAAGUUACAUGGUGUGGAAGAAGACAUUGCGGAUGAACGUCUGCAGUUUUGGAUCAGUCGUAGUGGAGGAAAAAAUCCGACUUCUCAGGAUGUCGUUGACGUGGAACGAGGUAUGUUAGAGCUAAGGAAACUAGGAGUAGAGCAACAAUUAUGGGAAGCUUGUCGCAAAGAAACCGAUCAGCUUCUUCCAUCUUCUUCUCCAACCUCUACUCUCUCAAAUCACAACCUCGACUCUUAGUUUAUGUUACCAAUAGCAUUCCAUAUUGUAUAACCGAAAAACAAAUCACCAUAAAUGUA